CAGCGUAGUAGUCAAUAUUACGCUGAUGCAGCAAAAAUUGCCAGUGAAUGUUCUAGUAAACACAGAGCAUCAAGCAGCAUGGACUGUCCAGGCAUCAACAUAACCACACGCUCUGACUGGGGCGCACCGGCUCUAAACGCCAGUAUUCCGUAUCUGCUCCAUCCGGUACGGUCCAUGGUAUACACCGACACCAAGGGAGAAGCUUGUACGGAAUUCGACAUGUGUCGGGCGGUGGUUACCGCCAUCCGGGACUUCCACACGGAUACUACGACGUGGACGGCACAAACCUCAGCUAACUUUGUACCCGAAAUCUUCUACAACUUCCUCAUCGGAAUGGACGGCAGUGUUUUCGAAGGACGCGGCUGGGAUCGGCGAGCCGAUUACCAUCGAGAUUACAACGACCAGAGCAUCGUUACCGCCUUCAUUGAAAAUAUUCCCACAACCGGCGAUGGCUACAGAGCGCUAACGUACGCGGCCGCUAAGGCCGCCAAUAAUUUGCUAAAGUGUGCACAGCGGAAAGGUUACCUGAAUCCGGGAAAUGACUCGGUUAUUGUCAACAUUCACCAGCAGGCCAAGAGCUACAUCCUUUAUCCGGAAACUAUGCAGUGUAAUCCCAUAACCUGGCAUUUUAUGUACUGCAUAACCACAGAAACUGAAUAA
Messenger RNA from Paramacrobiotus metropolitanus, 660 nucleotides. RefSeq names its product peptidoglycan recognition protein 1-like. Gene Ontology annotation, molecular function: zinc ion binding; N-acetylmuramoyl-L-alanine amidase activity. The record is from RefSeq and is a predicted model, not a curated record. Lineage: Eukaryota; Metazoa; Tardigrada; Eutardigrada; Parachela; Macrobiotidae. Bases 79 to 660 code for a protein of 193 amino acids. The transcript is spliced from 3 exons. Gene Ontology annotation, biological process: peptidoglycan catabolic process.